AUAACUGACCUUUGCUCAGUUGGUUUUGCAAUAUAAGCAAUACUCGAAUAAUACCGAUCGAAAAAAUAACGAUUAUAAGAUUCAUUAAAUCAUACGAAUACGAGUACUACGGUGUGUUGUGCAACUCGAGAUAAAAUAUGCGUCGAGCUAUGAUUAACUGUAAUCAGGUUCAGACCGAGGUGAUAUCAGAAGGCCGUUGGAUAGAGGAAGAUCCGCUACCACAUUCCAGUAAGAAUAUAGUCCUCGUCAUUACCGGGAACCCAGGUGUUCCACGAUUUUACGAGGGCUUUAUCAAAACACUCAAGUCGAGAUUAACGUCGUCGGACACACCUGUGUGGGUUGUCGGACAUGCUGGACAUGUUCAACCACCAGAGAAUCUGGAUAUCGCUAUGCCCAGCGAUCAGAAGUGGGCAGAGUGCUAUGGCCUGACAGCGCAAGUUCAACACAAGGCUGAAUUCAUAAAAAGAUACAUUCCGGAGAAUGCGCAUUUACAUCUCAUUGGACAUUCUAUAGGUGCCUGGUGUGUACUCAAUUUGCUGAAGGACAAUGACAUUGAUAAAAGGAUACGGAAGUGCUAUCUGUUGUUCCCUACGAUAGAGUACAUGGCAGACACUCCUAAUGGAAUAUUCUUUAAGAUUUUUGUAUCACGUACGGCACCUAUUUUGAUUUUCCUGUCUUGGAUCUUUACAACGAUGUUUCCAGUAACUCUACAAACAUUUAUGAUACGUACUUUCGGUUUGUUUUUUGGCAUCCCAGAUAGAUCCGUCAGGGCAGUUCGAGAAAUGCUGGAUCCGAGAACCUUGAGUAGAAUAAUUAAUCUUGCCAAGGAAGAGAUGAAAUAUGUCAAAGAAGCUGAUCAUGAAACUAUAUCAAAACAUGCUGAUAAACUCUGGUUGUAUUACGGUGCCAAUGACGGUUGGGCUCCGGUGAAAUAUUAUAAAGAUAUAGUAUCAAAACAUCCUGGCCUGAAUGCUCAAUUAUGUCAGCGUGGUUUUCAACAUUCGUUUGUAUUGAAAGAUGACGUGGACAUGGGACACAUCAUCAGCGAUCUCAUUAAUGAAGAUUCGGGACAUUGAUAGUUCAGUUAAUUAUAUUAAUUAUAUUUAGUUAAUUAUACUAAUUAUAUAUUUUACAAUUUGUAUUAUUUUUUUUUAUUUAUCAUUGAGAUUAUUUCUCUAUGCUUUAUUUG
Molecule: messenger RNA, 1189 nt
Organism: Trachymyrmex cornetzi
Lineage: Eukaryota; Metazoa; Arthropoda; Insecta; Hymenoptera; Formicidae
Gene: sturkopf
Product: lipid droplet associated hydrolase sturkopf
Exons: 3
Coding region: 138-1076 (312 amino acids)
Biological process (GO): lipid storage
Cellular component (GO): lipid droplet
Molecular function (GO): lipase activity
Source: RefSeq, a predicted model, not a curated record